Messenger RNA from Somion occarium, 1593 nucleotides. Lineage: Eukaryota; Fungi; Basidiomycota; Agaricomycetes; Polyporales; Cerrenaceae. The record is from the annotation of a GenBank genome assembly.
UCUCAUGCUAUUUGCAUUUUGCAUUGCAUAUAUAUCGUUAUGUAGCACCGCGCAUGUCUUUAUGCUAACUUAUUCCGCAUAAACCACUGUUGAUUCUGAAUGUUUAUGAGGCUGGCACCUGGUUUGCGGGCUGCGCGCGGUCGGAGAAUUCCCACGCGUGUAGUGAGCGGUUGGAUCGAAAUGUCGAUUCCUUGGCGAGCCUCUCUCGGUGGCAUCCUCCACAAGGCCCACUGCUCAACCUCUUCUUGUCUUAUCUUGUCUGUGUAUAUUCCGUUCUUCAAACAGAUUCAUUAUGGCACGGGAUAGGUUGGCAGCGCUGAGGGCUCAACGCCAACAGCAAGGCGGCACACCUCAGCCCCAGGCUCACGAAAUGACUAACUUGCAGACUCCAGACCACAUCACGCAGCCUCCUAAUGGAGUGGGGAACGGAGGAACCGAACCUAUGUCUGCUUUCUACAGGGAGAUAACCUCGAUCCAAGAGGCUAUCGCACAAUACAAUGCCAAUGUCUCACGAAUUGGAGAACUGCAAAACCGAACCCUAAACAGUACAGACGAAAGUGCUAAUAGACAGACGGCUGCUAUCCUGGACGACCUUAUUUCUCAAACACGUGAUUUGGGAAAUACUAUCAAGCAGAGGAUACAAAACCUCGACCUUCAACCUGCCCAACCCGGCGAGGAUCCAAGAAUUCGGAAGAACCAGAUAUCUUUGCUUAGGACAAAGUUUGUCGAGGGCUUGCAAAAUUAUCAGCAGGUGGAGCGGGAUUACCGUGCGAGGUACAGGCAACGAGUAGAGCGACAACUCAAGAUUGUCAAACCCGACGCAACACCCGAAGAAGUAAAUGCUGCUGUGAAUGAUACUACAGGUGGUGGAGACCAGAUAUUCGCUCAAGCACUUACGACCUCAACUCGGUAUGGGGAAUCCAGAGCGGCAUAUCGGGAAGUCCAAGACAGACACGAAGACAUCCGAAGAAUUGAGCGAACGUUGGAGGAGCUCGCUCAACUAUUCAAUGACAUGAGCGUGUUGGUGGUACAACAAGACGAGGCGAUCAACGUCAUUCAAACUACAGCUGGGACGGUAGAGCACGAUACAGAGGCAGGAUUGAAACAAACCGAAAAGGCAGUUAAACAUGCGCGUUCAGCCCGGCGCAAACGCUGGAUAUGCUUCUUCCUGUUGCUCGUUAUCCUCGCCAUCAUUGCCAUCAUCCUUGGUGUCGUAUUGGGCAGGAAGUAAACAUGAUUUCUCCGAUCCACUUUGUUACAUCAUCCCUCCUGCGUUACCUUUCCCCCUUCCUCCCCGCAUCUUCUUUUCAGUACUACCGAGCUCUAUCCCGUCCAUUUGUCCAACCCGACGACUUCCGGACCAUGUUUCUUUCUCAUGCGUUUAUGAAUCUCCCUUUGGACGACCUCUUCCCUUCCUCCCAGUUUUGUGUGUUGUGUUUUGUUGGCUCUGGCGUAUAUUACUUAUGUUUCUGUAUAUUUUGUCUUUCUUGAUUGCGUUAUGUUCGUGCUCAGUAUACCAGUCUAAUUUACACAUAUGAUGUUACUCUUCGUUUAUGCAUGAUUCAUUGCACGAAAUGAAAGUUAAAUAUCCGA